Messenger RNA from Passer domesticus (house sparrow), 1455 nucleotides. Its product is annotated as collagen alpha-1(I) chain-like. The record is from RefSeq and is a predicted model, not a curated record. The transcript has 2 exons. The coding region runs from base 1 to 1455 and encodes 484 amino acids. NCBI's taxonomy places the organism in Eukaryota, Metazoa, Chordata, Aves, Passeriformes, Passeridae.
AUGGCGUUCCUUCCUUCCCUCCCGCUCACCCCUGGCCCCGGCCCAGCCCGCGGCAGGACGGCAGCGGGGAGAGCGGCCGAAGGGAGCGAGCGAUGCGGCAAUCGAGCCGGGAGCCGGGCCGCCGUCGCUCGGGCCACGGGGGCGGCGGCAGUGCCGCCGGCGCCCAAAGGCUCUCUCCUUCCCUUUCGGUCGGGGCAGCGGGAGGCGGGCAGGCUGUCUGCGGGGGUGGGGGGGGGGGGGGUGGGGGGGGGGGGGGGGGAGGUGGGGGGGGGGGGGGGCGGGCGUGCGUCCGGCUGGCGGCGAAAGUCGGCCGCCUUCGCCUCCCGGCUUUCGGGAGGAAAGGGCGCGUGCGAGCCGCUGCGCGCGCCCCCUGGAGCGGGCACGAGCCUGCCGGUCGUGCGGGCCGCCCGCCUCGCACGGGCUCGCGGGCCCGGGCCGCGGGGGUGCUGCGCGUCCGAUCGAGGACGGCUCCUCAGCCAAGCGCACGCCAGAGGGCUCGGCCGCCAGGGGGCGGAGGCCGACCGGGGACAGCAGGUCUACCCACGGGCGAGGCGGCUGUCGGCUAAGGCCAGCCGGGGACAACAGGUCUACCCCGGAACUCCGAGGCCAGCCGCGGCCAACAGGUCUACCCCCGGAGCGCCGAGGACCUCCGACCGGGGACAGCAGGUCUACCCACGGGCCGGCCGCGGCAACAGGUCUACCCCCGGCGCCCGGCCCGGCGGGGCGGCGGCGCGGGAAGGCCCGCUCGGCCCCCGUCGCCGGCCCGACCAAGUCCGCGCGACGAGACCUGGUCUACCCGGCCCCCGCCACGAGCCCGAGGGCCCGCCGCCGGCCGGGUCACCGCGCGCGCCGCGCCCAUCCACGGCCCGGACACCAGGUCUACCCCCGCGCCCGGAGACGACGGCCGACGGGCUCCCUGCCAGCGCGCCCGCGCGCGCUGCGGGGAGACCCGCCGCCGCCCGCGCGGCCAAGCCCCCGCCCCGUGUAUCGGGCCUGGGACCCGCACGGAGGGAAGUCCAGGCCGCGCGCGGCCCGGCGGGGCCUCUCUCUCUCUCUGCGCCCCCGCGCCCGGAGCGCGCCGGCGGCACGCGGCCCUUCGCCCGCUGCCUCGGCCCCCGGACUCCGCGUGUCGGGCCUGGGACCCGCGCGGAGGAGGGCGCGAAGGCGGACCGCGCUAGCGCGGGCGCCCGCGCGCCCGCGCAACCGGGGCCCCCUGUCGGCCCCGGCCCGCCCAGAGAGACCCCACCUCGGACGAGGAGGAGGAGGCGCGCCGCGCCCGCGCGCCGCAGCGCCCGCGCGCCGCGGCGCCGGGACGGCCCGCUCGCGUGCGAGAAGGAAGAAAAGCGGGAGAGCGACAAAAGCUUGUGUCGAGGGCUGAUUCUCAAUAGAUCGCAGCGAGGGAGCUGCUCUGCUACGUACGAAACCCUGACCCAGAAUCAGGUCGUCUACGAAUGA